Messenger RNA from Cataglyphis hispanica, 2184 nucleotides. It is a transcript of the gene fzy, whose product is annotated as cell division cycle protein 20 homolog. The coding region runs from base 509 to 2080 and encodes 523 amino acids. Gene Ontology annotation, biological process: anaphase-promoting complex-dependent catabolic process; positive regulation of ubiquitin protein ligase activity; positive regulation of anaphase-promoting complex-dependent catabolic process. Gene Ontology annotation, molecular function: anaphase-promoting complex binding; ubiquitin ligase activator activity; protein binding. The record is from RefSeq and is a predicted model, not a curated record. Gene Ontology annotation, cellular component: anaphase-promoting complex. The transcript is spliced from 9 exons. Lineage: Eukaryota; Metazoa; Arthropoda; Insecta; Hymenoptera; Formicidae.
GUUUUCGGGUGACGCGACGCCAUCGUCCGGUGCAUCGAAAGUGCUGAAGAGCUCUGUCAGAAUCUCGUUGGACGAUUUCUCGGGUAAUCCGGGCUCCGAUUUAAUCUUGACGCCAUCGACACCGACGGUUGUGAUAAGGUUAUUUUUCAUUACAAUCGCAAGCUGCGUAUCGCAAAGAAAUUGGGACAAGUUCAUUGCAAAUUCGCCAUUAGGUAUUUAAAUCCACGCGGAAGUGCGUAGCGACAUCUGUGAAAGAGAAAAAAACGGCAGGAAAUCGGCGGCGUUUGAAAGCUAACGAUUUUUUUUAAUUUCUUCCUCUCUCUCUCUCUCUCCCUCUCUCUUUCCUGUGUCCAUUUAAAUCACGUUUGAGGCUUCGCAUCGUGCUUUCCUUGGAAUCAUCUAAUUCAUACAACUUUGACGUUGAUCGGCAUACUUGGAGUGUUGGUGGAAAAAAGUUCGUGCAUGAAAAGCAACGUAGCAUCGCGCACUCCGCUCGCAUUUAUAAAUCAUGUCGCAUCUAAGAUUUAUGAAAGAACUCAACAAUCUGACUCGUAUGGACGAAGCUAUCAAGGGUCCAGUACCGCGAUGGCAGAAGAAAUGCAUGGAGACGUCAAAUUUAAGUAUUAAUCUUAGUUUGAAUUCAUCAAAGAAAGUUCUCACAAGUAGUUCUUUCAUAAGCAGUGUGUCAGGAAAAACCCCGACGAAAAGGAGCGAUGGCAAGACCAAGAAAACUCCCUCUAAAGGCACAAAGAAAUCUCCAAGUCGUGUCACUCCAGCUAAGACACCCAAUGGUGGUGAUAGAUUUAUUCCUUCAAGAUCUACAACCAAUUUUGAAUUGAGUCAUUAUAAGAUUCUUCAGCAACAAAAUGCAGAACAGGAUGGAGAUAAAGCAAAUAAUAUGAGUCCUACAAAACGAGAGAUGCAGCGUCUUAUGGGAGAGAAUCUGCAUGGUGGUGAUAUAAAUAGUAUGAGAGUUUUAUCUUAUCAGAUCAAGGCACCAGCACCACCAGAGGGAUAUCAAAAUCCUUUAAAAGUUUUGUAUAGUCAAACUAAAACACCAGCUAGUGUUAGAGGUUCCACGAGAUAUAUACCACAAGCUGCUGACAGGAUAUUAGAUGCACCAGAAAUCAUCGAUGAUUAUUAUUUAAACUUAGUGGACUGGUCAAACUCUAAUAUCUUAGCCGUGGGAUUGGGUACUAAUGUAUAUUUGUGGAAUGCUGGGACUGGAACCAUAGAACAAUUAUUCGAAUUGGACGCGAACGACUAUGUAUGUUCUGUUGCGUGGAUUCAGGAAGGUCCAUGUCUGGCAGUGGGUACUACAGAAGGAAAUACAGAACUAUGGGAUUGUAGUCAAAUGAGGAGAAUUCGCGUUAUGAACGGACACACAUCCAGAGUCGGUUCUCUCGCCUGGAACAAUCACAUAUUGACAAGUGGAUCGAGACUAGGUAAAAUAGUACAUCAUGAUGUCAGACAACGGGAUCAUUUGAUCUUGACUAUAAACGCACACGCUCAGGAAGUAUGUGGCUUAAAAUGGUCAUUUGAUGGACAGUAUUUGGCCAGUGGUGGCAACGAUAACAUGCUGCAAAUCUGGCCAUCGAUCAACGGGCGAAAUCAUUCUCAACCUAUUUAUUCGUUCAAUCAGCAUCAAGCUGCUAUAAAGGCACUUGCUUGGUGCCCCUGGCAAAGCAACGUACUUGCAAGCGGUGGCGGCACCGCUGAUCGAACUAUUAGAUUUUGGAAUGUCAACACAGGUGCUUGUUUAAAUACAAUAGACACAAAAUCUCAAGUCUGUGCUCUAUUGUGGUCUUCAAAUUACAAAGAGAUCAUCUCAGGGCACGGAUAUGCACAAAAUCAAUUGACAAUUUGGAAAUAUCCAUCAAUGACAAAAGUUGCAGACCUUAUAGGACACACCAGUCGUGUUUUGCACUUAGCUAUGUCUCCGGAUGGAAGCACGGUGCUUAGUGCCGGUGCUGAUGAAACAUUGAGACUAUGGAAGUGCUUCCAAAUGGAUCCGCAGAAAAAGAAAGAACCUAGCGAUAUAAAAUCCGUCGCUUCCAGACUUAAGCAAUCAAUUCGAUAAAAUUAAUGUAUCGCAAAACACGAUUAUUUUUCAGUAUUUAUUUUCACUAAUUAAUUGUAUAGGUAUGAUUAGGAUAUGUAAUUAAAAAGAAAAAAAAAAAAAAA